Messenger RNA from Fusarium coffeatum, 2529 nucleotides. RefSeq lists its product as uncharacterized. NCBI's taxonomy places the organism in Eukaryota, Fungi, Ascomycota, Sordariomycetes, Hypocreales, Nectriaceae. The coding region runs from base 1 to 2529 and encodes 842 amino acids. The record is from RefSeq and is a predicted model, not a curated record. The transcript is spliced from 4 exons.
AUGGCGUCUUCUCUUCCAACCUUUCCACGCAUAGUGUUUACGCUCAUUGAGCCAAUUUCGCUAGUCGUCGGUUUUGUUGGUGCCGUCAUUGAUCCAGCUUGGUUCAUCAAUGAGCAAGUACCUCAAAGCAAAGAGUUCGGUGCUUCUGGAAACAGCAUCAUAGUCACAUGGCAGUUAGGGAACCUCUAUUUAUUGCUGGGGUUUCUUGGUAUAGCGAUCCUGUCAACGACCAAUGAAACCAAGGUCGUCCGGGCAUAUCUCAUUGCUCUGUGGCUAGGAGAUGUCGGUCAUAUUGGUUUUAGUGCUUAUGGGCUAGGGUGGGAUAUGUUGAUGAGUCUUGCCAAGUGGAACGCCACGACUUGGGGAAAUAUUGCAAUGACGCACCGACCUGGUGAAGACACGACAUCUGCAUCUCAGUGUUGGGGAGAUAAUAUGCGUAGCACUCGAAGUAACGAUCCAGCGCCGGCCGCAAGAACAACACGUGAGGACCGUGUUUCCCAGACAAGGCCACCGACAUCAAUCAAGCAAAAUAGAGUAUUGCAGACAGAUCCAGUCGCCCGUCGUAACGCACCACUUUGGGCUCGAAGAGACUCCAGUAUUGCAACCAACCCAGUGAGGCCUGAUGAUGAAACCGAGUUUUUCGAGGAUGAGGACGAUAAGAGCCAGCAUGAAGAGCCUGAGAACCAGGAUGGAGCGGCCAAUAUACCGAGUGAGGAGUCUGACUAUGCUCCGGAAUUUGAUCCUGAGACUCUGAAGAACCUGAAGAUCUUGGAGCAAAGUGUUCCGGAUUUGGCCAGGGCCGCUGAUAGUUUGUACACGUACUUGCAGCAAGAAUCACCCGACGAUGAAGUUUUUCAAGGGUGCCUGGAUAUGAAGAGACGCGCUUUCUACAAUUUACGGAACGACUUCAAAUCGCUUGGACAACCGUGUGAAGGCGGCUUCGUUGAUUUUGCAAGCUUCAUAGCGGUAGGCUCUACGCAACAACAAAAGCCUCUCGUCGCUCAGAUCGCUCGCGUCAAUACGAUUAUAGCUUACGACGAGAUCCAUGAUGUUGAGGAUGGCGAAGCAUCGGAAAUCUUCACCUUUCUCGAAACGUUCAACCAGACUUUCCCUGAUUAUUUUAUUCUCGAUCCCGACAUGUUUCAGCAUCCGGAAGUCAUUUUGGAUCUGCGAACAUGGUUGGUCUUGGAGGCCAUGUCACGCACUGAAGGCGACAGCAAUACGAAUGAGCUUCUUGUCGAGUUCUUCUGCGAUCCCCAGAAAAUAGAGGAACUCGACAGUUAUGAGGAGCGGAAGAACUAUCCGAUGCUUCUAGCAGGACAAUACUUUCGCGAACUUGGCGCCAGUCACGAUGUUAACGCUGAUGAGCUCUGCUCAACGCGUAUAAUGGAAAUUGGUCACGCCAUCAAGAAGAAAGGGAAAGGCAGGGCAAUCGCGCAGCUGACAAAGAAAUAUCCUCUUGAAAAGCUACUCAUCAAUCUUCGUGCCGCUCUCGACGCAAUGCACAAAGUCUUGACUUACGAAGAAAGCGUGAGAGCUGGCACUCAGCCACCUCACCCUGAUCAACAGAUUAUAGUCGAAAGCCAGAGUGAUGUCUUUGAUUCCGAGUCCCAAUCUAUUAUUCGCGCAGAAACCGAGGAAGUAGAGCCCAGUCUCUUUGUGAAUAAAAGAUCACUUCUCGCUCUAGAACGUGGCAUCCGAGAAAGCAGUGCCCUCUCUCCUUUCAAUGAACAACUUGUCGAAGCUCGGUCAAGCGUGCCUCGCGACUAUCAUGAGGAUUCGAACGCCGACCUUAUGCGUGGCUCGUUCCCUCCUGCAAGUUCUUUCCAAAUGGUCUCGAAAGGUGGCAAGGAUCAGCAUCGAGGACACAAACGACCGCGAGAUCUAACAGUAGAAGACGAUGACGAUGAUGCUUUUGAAACUGAUGACCGCCGCGUAGAUCCAGCGAAACGCGACGAUUUGAGACGGAAAAUGCCACCACCACCCAGGCCAGAACCAAUCUCUCGACCUCCUCCAAGACGUGUCCCCGUUCCUACAUCUCCAAGGUCUGUGCAUCCUACCAUCGUAAGGGAGCCUCUUCAGGAAUCGACUCUGCAAGCGGUCGAGCGACCGUCAUCCUCCUCCAUAGGUCAUUUUGAAGCCCUUAAGAUAGCAGCAUCACAAAGGAGGAGAGAGGCACUUAUGGCAGAUCCGGAACGACAGGUUUCAAGACAGCGCGUUCCGUGGAGUGACAACGACUCUCUGUUACUCAUUGAAUGCAUUAAAGAAUGGGGUGUCCGCUGGUCAACGAUUCAAUCCCAGGGCCAACAUCUUUUUGAGCAUCCCCGAAACCAACAGGCCUACCGUGACAGAGCACGCAACAUCAAGACUGAGCUUCUCAUUCUGGACAGGGUUCUACCCCCAAACUUUAAUGACGUGGCUUUGGGGAAUAAGGAAAUCGUCAAGAUCCAGUCUAUUGGCAAGAACCCUUAUCGAAAGGAGGAGGAUAUCGAUGCAGAUGGCAACCCUGUAAAUACUGAGCUUAGGUGA